AUGGGCGAUAACAUACCAAUCAAUGUCUACGAAUCGAUGUUCGCCAAAUCCGAAUCAACCGAUGUAUGCCUGAUUAUUAAGGAAGAUGAGACUCAACCAGCGAAAAAGUCUCGAAAAUUGACAGCUAGCAGUGACGUCACCACGUCGCCAGUUUUGACCAGAAAGAUGUAUGUGAAUCGGGCGACGCUCUCUAGCCGAUCCACCGUCUUUGAAGGCAUGUUCGCCGCGAGUCCAGAUUCCACAGAAUUCACAAUCAACGACGCCAAAUAUGAUGAGCUCGCCGCAGUUUUGAGUGUCACCGAACCGACACCAAUUGAUCCGACUGAAGAAAACGUGGAGGGAAUUCUGAGACUCGCCGACCGAUUCAUGCUGCUAGACGCCACUCGAUACGUGGAAUCAUUCAUCUCGCGUAGUGGAUGGGACGAAAAGAAGAAAAACGAAUUGAGCAAGAAGUUCAACUUGAAGAACUUGACGCAGCGACGAGAUUGA
Messenger RNA from Caenorhabditis remanei, 489 nucleotides. RefSeq lists its product as uncharacterized. The transcript is spliced from 4 exons. Lineage: Eukaryota; Metazoa; Nematoda; Chromadorea; Rhabditida; Rhabditidae. The record is from RefSeq and is a predicted model, not a curated record. The coding region runs from base 1 to 489 and encodes 162 amino acids. Gene Ontology annotation, molecular function: protein binding.